GUUUGCUGUUGUUGGUCUUGGCGUUGUUGUUAAUUAUUAUAGUUGUAGUAUGAAUCGCCAUAGAGCAAAGGUUAUAUUGUUUCUGUCAUUUGUUACUAUUGUCUUACUAAUGGGUAUCAUUAAUAAAUAUGGAAAUACAGGUCUAUUGAAAGUACCAAAGACUGUCUGGCCAACCAAGUCUGAUUUAAAGGGUAGACCUACAGUCCAUAUGUUUCCAACAUUUACGGAAACAGAAGCAAAACAUCGAGAAGAUCAAGUUUUACCGGUAUUUACAAACACUGAUGGAGUUGGCUCGAUGGGAUACACAGAUCCAACAAAGAGUACAUUCUCAGUUAAAUACGGAAAACCAAUUGUAUUUGGCGAGUUCUUUAGCAUCAUCAUCGAAGCACGCGACGCAAACGGUCGUCAUCGUGUCCAGGGCGGUGACUUUUGGUACGCAGUCGUCUCAACUGGAAAGAGGUUUGCUACUGCAGGAAAAGUUAUUGACUAUAAAAAUGGAACGUAUGAGUUAGUCUUUUUCGCUGGUUGGCACGGAGAAAUGACACUGAACAUCAAACUUGUGCUUACAAGCGAGGCUGUUCAGUUUUUUCUACAUGACAUAUGGCACAGGGCAGGCCGCAAAGUAUGGGGAGGACAAUUUAAAGAUGGAGAGCUUUUAGAGAGGUCGUUAUGUAGAUUAGAAACAAGAGGUGUCUGGCAUGAUAAAUGUGAAUACCCGAAUCCACUGGCGCUCGGUGGAAGUUUUGUGAUGCUUUGUGAUCGCCCACCGACUUUGCCAUGCUCAUCGUUUUACGCUUUUCAUUCAAGAUAUAAGCCUGCUAAAACUGAAGUUGAAGUAAGAUAUUCUUCAAUACGAACCACACAUAGCGACUUCUUUACAACAAAAGCAAAUUUCGCUCCACUUCAAAAUGGAACAAUUCAAUUGAAAAGUGAAACAAAUGGAAACUUCACAAUCGAAUCCGUCAUAAACUCAUUAAAUCUACAAAAAUGCCGACCGGAUAUACCAGAACCUUUGAGUGACGGAUUCUGGGAAAACAGUACAUGGCACUCAUUUGCAUGCAAUGCAAAAUUAUGGACCACUGAUGAGAUUAAAGUUUGUAUAAAAGGAAAGAAUCUUAUUUUCAUGGGUGAUUCAACGACGCGACAGUGGUGUGAAAAAUUACUUUAUUACUUUGGCCUAGGCCUUCCAAAAACUUAUUCAGUAGGAUCAAUAUAUGUACAAAAUGACAUUAUAAACAUGACUUUUAGGUUCCAUCCUUACAUUUUGAGUUCCAGAUUGGAAUUGAAAGAUUUUGGGAAAUUCGAGGUUGACCAAUUGGAUUCGUUACCAAAUGACACGUGCGAUUACAUUAUCAUGAUAAGUCCAUGGGCCCAUUAUGAUUUUUGGACCAAAGAGGCAUAUAAAACUCGUCUUAAAAACAUUCGUGCAGGAAUAAUCAAAUUCCGAAAACGGUGUCCAGAAUCAGUUUUUGUUAUCAAAAGCCCACAUCCGAAACAAGAACGUGGUCCCAGCAAGGGAGAAAUAACUGGAUGGCUUGCAAGUGAUGUGCUCUACUAUCAGUUUCGAAGACUAUUACGUGAGACAUUUUCAGGAAUUAGCGUUCAUUUCAUAGAUAUUUGGGACAUGAAUCUCUCGUAUUACACUCCUAAUACAAUACAUAUGCCAAUGGACGUUUUAUUACAAGAACUCUUUAUGUAUUUUUCUCAUGUAUGUUCCAAUUGACCUUGUAAGCCUGUAUCAGAACAUGCAUUUUUGUCACAAUUAAAACACGCCUUGUAAUAAGAAA
Molecule: messenger RNA, 1787 nt
Organism: Anneissia japonica
Lineage: Eukaryota; Metazoa; Echinodermata; Crinoidea; Comatulida; Comatulidae
Product: NXPE family member 3-like
Exons: 4
Coding region: 50-1723 (557 amino acids)
Source: RefSeq, a predicted model, not a curated record